Messenger RNA from Staurois parvus, 303 nucleotides. Lineage: Eukaryota; Metazoa; Chordata; Amphibia; Anura; Ranidae. The record is from the annotation of a GenBank genome assembly.
AUUGACACCUUUUGGGAGUGGGGGUACCUGAAUUUGACAGGUACCUGCUCCCAUUUCCGGUCCGAUCGCCUAGGCGAUCGGAAACGGAAGGUGUCCUUCCUCCCUUCCUGUAGUCUUUUGGGACAUGUGACAGGUCCCAGAAGACUACAGGACCAUUCAGGAGGUGCAGCGCUACUCGUGCAUGCACAGUGGGUACCCGGCUGUGAAGCCGCAAGCUAUCACAGCCGGGUGCCCACACUGAAGAUGCAGGCCUCCUGGAAUCCAGGACGGCUGGUGAAACGGGCUGCGGGGGACACACCACGG